UUUUUUUAUUCCAUCUCAACAUCAAGAUGACAACAAACGAAAUUGAAGAAUUUGAUUUAAUUAUAGUAGGUGCAGGUAUCGUUGGAUGUACAGCAGCAAAGGCAUUUGGAAAAGAUGGAAGACGUGUUCUUUUACUUGAACGUGAUUUAUCAGAACCAGAUCGUAUUGUUGGUGAGUUAUUACAACCAGGAGGCAUGGAUGCCCUUAAAACACUAGGUUUGGAAGAUUGUGUGGAAGGUAUUGAUGGUAUUCCCUGCUAUGGUUAUGGCGUCAUUCGUGGUGAUGAAUUAGUAGAAAUUCCUUAUCCAAUUCUUCCAGCAACAGAGAAACAAGCUAUGGGUAAAUCAUUUCAUCAUGGCCGACUUAUUCAAAAAUUGAGAAAAUCUGCUAGUUGUGCUGAAAAUGUGACGGUAAAAGAAGUUACAGUGAAUGAAUUGAUUCGAGACGAAGACAAAGUCAUUGGCGUUGUUGCACAAUCAAAAUUAAAUGAAGAAUUUAAAUUUUAUGCCCCACUUACAAUUGUAUGUGAUGGUAUCUUUUCUAAAUUCCGAAAAGAUUUUACAAGUAAAACGCCUGAUGUAAAAUCCUAUUUUGUGGGUUUUAUUUUAACAGAUUGUCAAUUGCCUUUACCUAAUCAUGGUCAUGUUAUACUCGCUAAACCAUCUCCUAUCUUAAUGUAUCAGAUUAGCACUCACGAAACUCGUGUUUUAGUCGAUGUUCCUGGUAAAUUACCUUCUAUUUCUAAUGGUGACUUGAAAAACUAUUUGAAGGAUACAGUUGCACCUCAACUACCUGAAACUAUACGUAUUAAAUUCUUGGAAGCAAUUGAGACAGAAAGAUUAAGAUCAAUGCCAAAUGGAUUUUUACCUCCUUCACUUAAUCAAACAGAAGGUAUGAUUGUCUUGGGUGAUGCAAUGAAUAUACGACACCCUUUAACUGGAGGUGGUAUGACAGUUGCUUUUAAGGAUGUUAUCUUACUGCAAGAAUUAUUAUCAAAAGAAAUUGUACCUUCAUUUACAGAUACAAAUGUUAUUUCAUAUCAAUUGAAAACAUUCCAUUGGAAAAGAAAAAACUAUUGUACAGCUAUUAAUGUAUUGGCCAUGUCACUUUAUCGUCUCUUUGCUGCCAAUGGUAACUUGGAUCUUGAGGUCCUUCAAAGAGGUUGUUUUGCUUAUUUUCAACUAGGAGGUGAAUGUAUCAAUGGUCCUGUAGGACUCUUAUCAGGUCUUAUUCAACGUCCUUUUACUCUUAUUUAUCAUUUCUUUGCUGUUGCCUUUUAUGCUAUCUAUAUUCAAACAAAAAAGAAUGGAUGGUCAGGAGCUCAUCAUAGUUUCAUCAUGUUCUUUACUGUUCUUUAUACUGCAUGUGUUACCAUUUUACCUUAUCUUUUGAGUGAAAUUAAAUAUUAAAGGAGCUUAAAAAAAAAAGAAAAAAAAAAAAAAAAAAAAAAAAAAA
Messenger RNA from Cokeromyces recurvatus, 1455 nucleotides. RefSeq names its product squalene epoxidase-domain-containing protein. Gene Ontology annotation, molecular function: flavin adenine dinucleotide binding; squalene monooxygenase activity. The coding region runs from base 27 to 1409 and encodes 460 amino acids. Gene Ontology annotation, cellular component: membrane; endoplasmic reticulum. Lineage: Eukaryota; Fungi; Mucoromycota; Mucoromycetes; Mucorales; Mucoraceae. The transcript is spliced from 7 exons. The record is from RefSeq and is a predicted model, not a curated record. Gene Ontology annotation, biological process: ergosterol biosynthetic process.